AAAAAAAAAAUACUUUAAAUAAUAUUUUUAAAAAAUCCAAAAGAAGCAUCUUCUUCCAUUUUCAUGAAACUUUUUUAGACCCAUUCUCUGUUUUGGACUCUCUCUAGACGCAUGGAAGCACUUCUUCUUGCCCAUUUCCCCAUUUCAUUCAAAUUCUGAGUUUCAACCCCUCAUUUCGGCUAGAAGAACAACAAGCCCUUCUCUUCAUGCUCUGAAACAGGUUAACUCCAUUAUAACUGCAGCCAAAGUUUUCAUUUGGGAAUAUCUUUAUGGCUUAUGGUAAUUCUAGAUCCAUAAGGUUCCAAGAUGAUCUCGAAUCGUCUGCCCUGCCUACUAUCAAUGGUGGCAGUGUCACAAAGAUCAUAUAUAACAUUGAUGGCACACAAAUACCGGAAUCGAGCAGCAAGAGAACUGUGGCUUCUAGGAAGUCUGGAAGAUCCCUGAGAGCUAAAGUUUUGUCUAGAGUUUUCUCAGAAGAUUAUGAGAGAGUACAAAGAAAAAUAUUGGAUCCUAGGGGACAAGUCAUAAGGCGAUGGAAUAAGAUAUUUUUAGUUGCUUGUUUAGUCUCUUUGUUUGUAGACCCUCUUUUCUUUUACCUGCCUGUGGUCAGGGAUGAGGUGUGCAUCGAUAUAGGAGUAGGUCUUGAAGUCGUCCUCACAACUAUAAGAUCAAUAGCUGAUGUUUUCUACACAAUUCAGAUUUUCAUUAAGUUCCGUACAGCUUAUGUUGCGCCCUCUUCUCGUGUAUUUGGGAGAGGAGAGCUUGUUAUAGAUCCUUGUAAGAUAGCAAUAAGGUAUCUACGCCAUGGUUUCUGGAUUGAUCUCAUUGCAGCCGUGCCAGUUCCACAGGUACUGAUCUGGAUUGUCAUUCCCAACCUUAGUGGUUCAACAAUGACGAACACCAAGAACUUCCUAAGGUUCUUCCUCAUAUUCCAGUACCUCCCAAGGCUUUUUCUCAUAUUUCCUCUCUCAACACAAAUUGUUAAGGCCACUGGACUUGUGACACAAACAGCAUGGGCUGGAGCUGCUUAUAACCUGAUUCUUUAUAUGUUGGCAAGCCAUGUUUUAGGAGCCUGCUGGUACCUUCUUUCAAUUGAGCGUCAAGAAGCAUGCUGGAGAAGACUUUGUAUGUUUGACAAAUCUUGUACAGAUGGAUUCUUCGACUGUCAUAAGGUCGAUAACCCUCAAAGGGACUCGUGGUUUAAUAAGAGCAACAUUAAAAGUUCAUGCAAUCCAAAUGGUUCCUUUUAUCAAUUCGGUAUAUAUGGUGAUGCAAUAACUUUCCAUGUCACAACCUCAGCAUUUUUCAACAAGUACUUCUACUGUCUUUGGUGGGGCCUGAAAAAUCUCAGUUCCUUGGGACAAAAUCUUGCCACAAGCACUUUUGUUGGGGAAAUAAUUUUUGCCAUUAUUGUGGCAACUCUUGGACUGGUUCUGUUUGCAUUGCUCAUUGGUAAUAUGCAGAAAUACCUCCAAUCAACAACGGUUCGAUUAGAAGAGUGGAGAAUAAGGAGAACUGAUACGGAACAAUGGAUGCAUCACAGGCAACUACCUCCAGAGCUCAGACAAUCUGUCCGCAGAUAUGAUCAGUAUAAGUGGGUAGCAACUCGAGGAGUCGAUGAAGAAGUGUUGCUUAGAAGCCUUCCCUUGGAUCUCCGAAGAGACAUAAAACGUCACCUUUGCCUUGACCUCGUUCGAAGGGUUCCAUUGUUUGAUCAAAUGGACGAAAGAAUGCUAGAUGCAAUAUGCGAGAGACUUAAACCUGCCUUGAGCACAGAAGGCACAUUUCUCGUGCGAGAAGGCGACCCCGUCAAUGAAAUGCUAUUCAUAAUCAGAGGUCAUCUCGACUCAUACACCACUAAUGGUGGUAGAACUGGGUUUUUCAACUCCUGUCGUAUUGGCCCAGGUGAUUUCUGUGGUGAGGAGCUGCUGACUUGGGCUCUCGACCCUCGUCCAAGUGUUGUACUUCCUUCUUCCACUCGCACAGUCAAAGCCAUCUCUGAGGUAGAAGCAUUUGCUCUCAUAGCAGAGGACUUGAAAUUUGUAUCCUCCCAGUUCAGAAGACUACACAGCAAACAACUGAGACACAAGUUUCGAUUCUACUCGCAUCAAUGGCGAACAUGGGCUGCAUGCUUUGUUCAAGCAGCAUGGCGGAGAUAUAAGAGACGCAAAGAGCGAGCUGAGCUCAGGGCUAGAGAGAGUUAUCCAGCUACCAAAGUUGAGUCCCCGCUUUCACCACCAACGACAUCAAACUUGGAUUCACGCCCAGGAAACGCUAGAAGGGGAUUGAAUAAGCGUUGUGUGUCGGAUGCUGGUGUCGUAAGCUCGUUGCAGAAGCCAGAAGAGCCUGACUUCUCCAUCGUCGAGGAAUAAAGUGAUUGAUCAAAGCUCGGCUGAAAAACCAGCAACUUUAGUCUGUACAGGUGGGGUGUGAAUGGUGAAGCUAUACUACUAUUGGUUGUUCCGUGUAAAAUGAAAGUUUGCUCAAGAAAAUUUGAUGUGGGGAUUUUUGUUGACCUUUUUUUUUUGUUAGGAUGUGGUGUUAGUGUAACACCGUGCAAAAACCAGGGAAAAUAGCUCAAAGAGAUGUAUGAAUGAUGUAAAGCAGCACAAUAAGUUUCUAUAAUUUGUAUGUUAAGUGUUGUGAUCGGGUUUGAUUAACUUCUUAAACUCCAUGUUUGAAGUUUUACA
Messenger RNA from Benincasa hispida (wax gourd), 2690 nucleotides. RefSeq names its product cyclic nucleotide-gated channel 15 (gene CNGC15). Gene Ontology annotation, molecular function: voltage-gated potassium channel activity. Gene Ontology annotation, biological process: transmembrane transport; potassium ion transport. NCBI's taxonomy places the organism in Eukaryota, Viridiplantae, Streptophyta, Magnoliopsida, Cucurbitales, Cucurbitaceae. Gene Ontology annotation, cellular component: membrane. The record is from RefSeq and is a predicted model, not a curated record.